AUGGAUAUUGUUAUUUCAAUUGCGUCCAAAAUUGCAGAGUCCUUGGUGACACCAAUAGGCAGAGAAUUUGGCUAUUUGAUUUACUAUGAUACCAACAUGAAAGAUCUAAAGGAUGAACUUAAACAGCUUUUUGAGAUGAAAGAUAGGGUGCAAGAAUCGGUUAAAGCUGCCAAAAGGAAUGGUGAAGUUAUCAACUAUGAUGUUCAAAGUUGGCAAACAAGUGUUGACAAGUUAAUUCAGAAAGUGUUGCAUUUUGAGGAAGAAGUCAGCAUGAAAAGGCGAUGCUUGUACCGGUGGAACAUAAGUAGGAAAGCCACUAAGAUUACACAAGAUGUUCUUUAUCUCCAAAAAGAAGGAACAUUCAAUAAUGUUGCCCAUCCUGCACCUCCACCGAUGAUAUGGUCAACAUUCAAAGAAGGUUUUAAGGAUUUUAAAUCCAGAAUGACACAUGUGAAUAGGGUGACAGAGGUUUUGAAGAAUGAAGAAGUUAGAAUGAUUGGGAUUUGUGGUAUGGGGGGGUGUGGGUAA
This is a messenger RNA of Prunus armeniaca (apricot), 528 nucleotides long. The record is from the annotation of a GenBank genome assembly. NCBI's taxonomy places the organism in Eukaryota, Viridiplantae, Streptophyta, Magnoliopsida, Rosales, Rosaceae.